This is a messenger RNA of Rubroshorea leprosula, 1694 nucleotides long. The record is from the annotation of a GenBank genome assembly. Lineage: Eukaryota; Viridiplantae; Streptophyta; Magnoliopsida; Malvales; Dipterocarpaceae.
GGUAAUUAGGUGGUGAUUCAGAUACAGUUUUAGACAAACUUUUCUUCUUCUUCCUCCUUGUUCAUCGUAUAUGUUAGAUAUUGGAUCAUUUUCAGGGUUGAGAGGUUUUUAGAUUGAGAUGGAGCUUGUGGAUCUCUUCAUCACUGCAACAAUGCCGGUGUUUAAAGUGCUAAUCAUAACUGCACUUGGCUCAUGUCUUGCUCUACAACGCAUCAAUAUCUUGGGGGAAGACACCAGGAAGGAACUAAACAAGGUGGUAUUUUAUGUGUUCAAUCCAGCCCUUGUUGCUACCAACCUUGCAAACACAAUUACCUCGGACAGCAUGCUCAAAUUGUGGUUCAUGCCCUUCAAUAUCCUCAUCACAUUUGUUGUUGGGUCAGUACUUGGAUGGAUUGUUGUCCAAUGCACAAGGCCUCCCUCACAUUUGCGGGGCCUCAUAGUCGGUUGCUGUGCUGGAGGAAACCUGGGGAAUAUGCUCCUUAUUAUAAUUCCAGCAGUUUGCAAGGAGAAAGGAAGCCCAUUUGGAGCUCCUGAUGUCUGUUACACAUAUGGAAUGGGAUAUGUUUCACUUUCAAUGGCGGUUGGAGCCAUUUAUCUGUGGUCUUACGUCUACAAUAUUGUGCGGAUAUCUUCAAGUAGUGGCAGCAAAGAGUCCACAACAAACAACUCUGUCACCAAGUACUCUAGAGAAACAGGCACGUCAGACCAGGGAAGUUGUACUGAACCGCUACUACCUUCAAAGGAAUGCUUGGCACCUGAGGAUUGCAGAGACCAAUACGUGCCACCCUGUGAUAGAUUUCAAGGGAAAGUUGAGGAGUCAGUUUUGAGUAACAUGAAGCAACAAGUGUGCCACUUGGUUCAAAAGAUUAAUUUGGGAGCAUUAUUUGCACCUUCAACAAUUGCUGUGAUUGUUGGAUUUGUGAUUGGACUCAUUCCUCAAAUCCGAAAGCUGAUGAUUGGUGACAGUGCUCCUCUUCGUGUUAUUCAAGACUCUGCUUCUUUAGUGGGAGAUGGAGCCGUCCCAACUCUGACUCUAAUUAUUGGAGGAAACCUGCUCAAAGGUCUGAGAGGAUCAGGCAUUCAGACAUCUAUCGUUAUAGGCAUCAUAGUUGCUCGUUAUAUUGCUCUUCCUCUCAUAGGUGUUGCUAUCAUCAAAGGAGCACUUUAUUUUGGUUUGGUGCAUUCCGAUGCAUUAUAUCAAUUCGUACUCCUACUUCAGUUUGCAGUUCCACCUGCCAUGAACAUAGGAACAAUUACUCAAUUAUUCGGAGCAGGUGAGAGUGAAUGUUCUGUUAUCAUGCUCUGGACUUAUGCUUUGGCAUCAAUUUCACUUACCAUGUGGUCAACUUUCUUCAUGUGGCUGGUGGCUUGAACUCUGCUACAGAAAUAUGUAUCACUUGACAGAAGAGGAUAUAUGGAAACAGAUGUUUGCAAACAAAGUUAUUAUAGUGAAUUCACCUAGCACUUGGGAACCAAAGAAAUCAAUCACUUGUCACUACCACCAAGAGCGGUGCUUCAGAGGAAACAAAUAGAUUUCCUCCAAUGAAAAACUAACUGCUAUUACUUUUUGACAAAACUAAUUUAAUUACUACCCUUAAUUAAGCAAGUUUCGCUGUAAUGACAUUUUUUUAUAUAAAGAUUAAGAAUUAAAUCUUAAACCUGUAUUUAAGAAUACGGAUAAUUUAUAGUUUAAG